UAAUAUAAAAUCCCAUCUCAUUUUCAAUAAGUAAACUUAUAGUAACUUAUGGAGAAGAUGGGACAGUUAAAUUGGAUCAAACAACACUUCAUCAUCUUCGUUGGAUGUUACAAAAAGAUUCGCUGCAACAAGACAUGUUUCUUUUGGGUAGACCAGGACCAGUGAGUCGACACCUGGUCAUGCAAUUUCUAGAAAUUACGGAACGCGAAUUUGAAUAUGUUGCACUAAGUCGCGAUACUACCGAAAGCGAUAUUAAGCAACGUAGGGAGAUUAAUGGUAAGUCUGCCAAAUACUAUGAUCAGGCUGCAGUUCGCGCUGCCUUGCAUGGACGAGUGCUGAUACUGGACGGCGUUGAGCAUGCCGAACGGAAUGUAUUGCCGGUACUAAACAAUCUCCUCGAGAAUCGUGAAAUGCACCUGGAAAGUGGUCAAUUUCUUAUGGCAUCGAAUCGUUACGAUAAGUUGCUACAGACACAUAGUCAACGACAGCUGGACGACUGGGGCUUACUUCGUGUUUCAGAAGACUUUCGAGUAUUGGCAAUAGGACUUCCCACACAGAAAUAUAAGGGCACGCCCCUAGAUCCACCACUAAGAUCACGCUUUCAGUCGCGAAACAUAAUGUCAUGCACAUUUGAAGAGCUCUACGAGAAUCUGCAGAAAUUAUCGACUUGUGUGUCCCCCUCAGCACUAAAACAGUUGCUUAAAUGUGCAUUUACACUUCAAUCAGCUAGCGAAGAACUUAAACUCCCAGAUUUCCCAUUUCAUAAUCUACGUCAAGGCAUUCAAAUGAUGGAAAAUAAUCCGCAGCUUACCAUGUACGACGUCUUUGUAUCUCUCUAUCCCUACAGUUCUAUACUAAUACAAGAGCAGCAAAAACGAGUCGAAGAAAUGCUUACAAAUAUGUCGUUUAAGCGUAUUCGCACAAAAAAUGUACAACGUAUAAGUAGUUGUGCUAAAGCUUUGGUUGUUGAUGUGCAUCUGGACGAGGUACUAAUAAGCAUGCCAUGCAGAUCACCUACACUAUUAAACGGAAAAUUUGUCGAUUUGCCGCAUCAGCGCCAAGUACUUGCUGCUUUGCUACAAUCCUAUGUAGUUGGAGACGUUUGUUUAUUAGGCGAAAAAGGUGUUGGAAAAACCACAUUAAUAACCGAGCUUUUACGCAUAGUUAACCAAAUCCCUGAACCAAUGAUGCUUUAUGAAGACUUGACGUCUCGGGAUCUUAUUCAGCAGCGCGUUACUAAUGAAGUUGGAGACACAAUCUGGAGAGAUUCUCCAUUGAUCAGAGCAGCUAAGACCGGAUCAGUGGCAAUACUAAAUGGCAUUCAAAGACUUCAUAGAAGCACAGUUCCGGUUCUGCAACGAUUAAUUCAUGAUCGCGAAGUACAAUUAUGUGAUGGCACAAGAYUGCUUCGUCAGGAUCGCUAUCAAGCGCUUCUGCAAGAUGGAUUUAGCAAAAGUCAGCUGUCUGAGCAUAAUGUGCUGCCUAUACCAGAUAGUUUUCGCAUUAUUGCAUUGGGCGAGCCUUUGAAAUCGAAAACUGCUCAAUUUAACUGGCUGACACCACAAUUGUUAAGCAUGUUCCUCUAUCAGGAGCUGCGGCCACUGCAACAGAAUGAAGAGCAAGAACUGCUAAUUCAAUUGUGCGGCGAAUUGCAUCCUAAUAUGUAUAAGCUAAUGAUGCUGGCACAACUAUUACGAAAGUCAAAAAAUCCAUUACUUUAUGGUCUAGCUGAGACGUUAUCAACACGCCGAUUGGUAAAAAUUGGUAGACGCUUAAAAGCAUAUCCAUCAAGCAAUCUGAACGACAUUUAUGAUAUUUUGCAACAUACAUUUCUUAUGAAAUUUAUGCCCUCACUUUCUCGUACAGUUUUAGAAGAGGCAAUGAUGGAGGCAGGAAUUGACAAAUGUACAAAAAAAAAUCGGUGCAAUGAUGAAAAUGAACGGCUAAUUAGUGUAAUGAACAAUAAACUACGAAUUGGAGAAACAGAAAUGGAGCUAUCAGAGAUAUCACUGGAUCAGCAAUCAAAAGUGCCCAGCACACUAUUCUAUGAUAUGCCACAGCACGUUAUGAUGCUCGAACGCCUCCUUCAGGACUUUCUCAUCGGUGAACAUUUGCUUUUAGUGGGCAAUCAGGGCGUGGGCAAAAACAAACUCGUAGAUCGUUUACUUGAGCUCAUGCGCCGUCCCCGUGAGUAUUUACAGCUACAUAGGGAUACUACUGUGCAUAGCCUAACAGUACAAUCAACGCUAUGCAAUGGAAAAGUGGUCUUUCAAGAUAGUGCCCUGGUAAAGGCAGUGAAGUUUGGUCAUGUGCUCGUUAUAGACGAGGCGGACAAAGCACCAGUCAAUGUUUCCUGCAUUCUUCACACUUUGAUUGAGCGCGGCGAGAUGGUGCUUUCAGAUGGUCGAAUGAUUGUCCCAUUUGGGGCUUGUGCAAAAAGCCCUAAUUUAAUUGAAACGCACGCAAACUUCCGAGUUAUUGUAUUAGCAAACCGGCCAGGUUACCCAUUUCUAGGUAAUGAUUUCUUUGCGGCAGUAGGCGAUGUUUUCAGUUGCCAUGCCAUCGAUAAUCCCACACCACGAUCGGAAAUAUACCUCCUACAGCGGUAUGGACCAUCACUACCUGUUAAAACUCUCACAAUGUUUGUAAAUGCCUUUAGUGAGCUUCGCAGUAUGGCGGACGAGGGGCUACUUAAUUAUCCGUAUUCUACGAGGGAAGUCAUUAGCAUUAUUAAACAUUUGGAGCGUUAUCCUAAGGAAGAUAUGUCUGAACUGGUAGGGAAUGUAUUUGAUUUUGAUCGGUACAAUCCGGAGGCUAUGGAGCAAAUCACCAACGUUCUGGCUAAACACGGUCUGUCGAUCGAUGUAUAUGCAAGAAAUGAAAUGCAAAAUCUGCGUAAGAAACAGAAGAUUAAAUUCAGUAUCGAACGCCACAGCGGGUUGGAUGUGUCAGGUCCUAAAUUCGGCAAAUUAGAUCCUAAAAAUGAGCCCCAUGUAGGUGGCAACACAUGGUCCGGUGGUAGCGGUGGACGCGAUACAGCAGGACUUGGUGGCAAAGGUGGGCCCUUUCGUCUUGACAAAGGUCAUACUGUUCAUCAAUUGAGCGACGAAGAAAAAGCUAAUAUUCCACAAGAAAUAAAGCGAGCCGCACGUGAAAUGAACCGAAAGGCAUAUGAACAAAAAUUAAAAGAGAUAAAAAUGUCUGCUCACGACUAUAGUCUGUAUGCUCAGUUCAGUAAAGCCAACCAAAAACAAGUACAACAGUUGAGAAGCAUUUUAGAAGCUAUGCAUACUAAAGAUAAUGAACGCCAAUGGCAGAAGUACCAAUGUCAUGGUGACGUCGAUGACACUCGUCUUAUUGAAGGUAUCGCAGGAGAGAAAAAUAUUUACAGGCGACGUAUCGAUGCGAAUCCCUGGUCGAACAACAUCCAUGAGAAACCUAAUCGACUUAAACUUGUGGUUGAUGUGUCAGGAUCGAUGUACAGAUUCAAUGGCUAUGAUGGACGGCUAGACCGCCAAUUGGAAGCCGUAGUUAUGGUUAUGGAAGCUUUCGAGGGUUACGAGAAAAAAAUUGUGUUCGAUAUUGUUGGACAUAGUGGUGAAGGCUGGGAGCUUCCCUUUAUCACUGUGGGCAACUGCCCUAAAAACGCAAAGGAGCGCUUUGAAAUAAUACGUAUGAUGCAUGCUCAUUCCCAAUUUUGUUGGUCCGGUGAUAGCACCGUCAAAGCGGCCCGAGAAGCUUGUUCCGUUCUGGGAGCAGAAGUUGAUUAUGACAAUGGUAUUGUCGUUCUUCUUAGUGAUGCCAAUCUCGCGCGCUACGCUAUUUCACCAAAAGAUUUAGCUGAAGCUCUUAGUGGCAAUGAACCUAAGGUUAAGGGAUAUGUUAUUUUUAUUGGAAGUUUCGCAGAAGAGGCCAAUAAAAUUGAAAAUGAAAUGCCUAUGGGACAGAGCUUUGUAUGUUUGGACCUCACCAAAUUGCCGCAAAUACUACAGCAAAUUUUUGCAUCCUCCAUUCUCUAAAKAGAUGAAUGAUUUGCACAAGAAAAAUCCAUCAUUAAUUGUAAUUGUUAGAAUGUAAGCGUCGAUA
This is a messenger RNA of Drosophila arizonae, 4086 nucleotides long. It is a transcript of the gene c12.2, whose product is annotated as von Willebrand factor A domain-containing protein c12.2. Lineage: Eukaryota; Metazoa; Arthropoda; Insecta; Diptera; Drosophilidae. The record is from RefSeq and is a predicted model, not a curated record. Gene Ontology annotation, molecular function: ATP hydrolysis activity; ATP binding. Gene Ontology annotation, cellular component: cytoplasm.